Molecule: messenger RNA, 264 nt
Organism: Entrophospora sp. SA101
Lineage: Eukaryota; Fungi; Glomeromycota; Glomeromycetes; Entrophosporales; Entrophosporaceae
Source: the annotation of a GenBank genome assembly
AUGACCAGAAAUAUACGUUUAUACAAUUGUCACAAUAAUGUCAAUAUUCUCGCAGAAAAGAUUUCUGAAUUAGGGAAAACUAGAGAAGUUGUUAAGCACACUUCAUUAAAAGAAACAAAACAUGAAGUUGAAGUUAAACUUGUUGAUGAAGACGAACCUUUAUUAUCUGUAGCAACGUUUGAACAAUUAAAUUUACCACAAAAUAUGAUUGGUCAAUCACAAUCUGGUACUGGUAAAACCGCGGCUUUUGUCUUAACAAUGUAG